AUGGCACUUCCCAGCAAAUUCUUCCUUUGGUUUUGCUGCUUUGCUUGGCUCUAUUUUCCUAUUAGCCUUGGUUCUCAGGCUUCUAGCGGAGAAGCUCAGAUUGCCGCUAGUGCUGCAUUGGAAUCUGAGGCUCAGCCUUGGUCUUUGCUACAGCCUCUAGAUGAGAGGCACAGAUCUGGCCUCCUUUCCCCUCUCUUAAAAGUUCUCUAUGAUGGGCCAGAUGGGGCCCCUAGGCUGCAGCCAGAAGCCAGAGCUUUGCGCUACAUGAAGAGGCUCUAUAAGGCAUAUGCUACCAAGGAGGGGAUCCCCAAAUCCAACAGAAGUCCCCUCUACAACACUAUUCGGCUCUUCACCCCCUGUGCCCAGCACAAGCAGGCUCCUGGGGACCAGGCAACAGGAACCCUUCCAUCAGUGGACCUGCUGUUUAACCUGGAUCGUGUUACUGCUGUUGAACAUUUACUCAAGUCAGUCUUGCUAUACACUUUCAGCAAUUCCGUUGCUUUUCCUUCUGCUAAAUGUGUGUGUAACCUGGUGAUUAAAGAGCCAGAGCUUUCUAGCAAGACUCUCCCUAAAGCUCCAAACUCAUUUACCGUUAACUCACAGUUUGAAUUUAGAAAGAAAUACAAAUGGAUUGAGAUUGAUGUGACCGCUCUCCUUCAGCCUCUAGUGGCCUCCAACAGGAGGAGUAUUCACAUGUCUGUAAAUUUUACAUGUCUGACAGCCCAGCCGCAGCGUCCUUCAGCACAGAAAAGUCCACUUCAUACGACUCUCCUGGUGCCCCCCUCUCUGCUUUUAUAUCUGAAUGACACAAGUGCUGAGGCUUAUCACAGGCGGUAUUCCCACCACCAUAAAAGGAGGCCUUCACAGGUUCCUGACCAGAAGGGAGGGCUGUCCGCUUAUCCCACGGGAGAAGAGGCUGCUGAGCCUGUAAGAGCUUCCCGUCACCGGAGAGAUCAGGAAACGGUCAGCUCUGAAUUGAAGAAGCCUCUGGUUCCAGCUUCAUUCAAUCUGAGUGAAUACUUCAAACAGUUUCUUUUUCCCCAGAAUGAGUGUGAGCUCCAUGACUUUAGACUUAGCUUUAGUCAGCUGAAGUGGGACAUCUGGAUUGUGGCCCCACGCAAAUACAACCCUCGAUACUGUAAAGGGGACUGUCCGAGGGCAGCGGGACAUCGGUAUGGCUCCCCUGUUCACACCAUGGUGCAGAACGUCAUCCAUGAAAAGCUCGACCCCUCAGUGCCGCGCUCGUCCUGUGUGCCUGCCAAGUACAGCCCUUUGAGUGUUUUGACCAUUGAGACUGAUGGCUCAAUUGCUUAUAAAGAAUAUGAAGAUAUGAUAGCCACUCAGUGCACCUGUCGUUAACAUUGGGCCCUCUGAACUAAAAUCUUGAGCCUCUCAGGCAAAAUAAAUGCUGUGUGCCUAUCUGUGCCUUCAGGAAAAAGCUUCGUGUGUCAGAUCUCUAUAAGGCAGUGUGCGUCGUGUAAAGGGGGGCCUGUGCAGAUUAGCACAUUCGGUGGUAUCUGUCAGUGUAAAGGGCUAACAUCUGCCUUUUUAUUUCCAAGUGUAAAUGAGUUGCCAUUAUUUUGGAGAGCUUUAAAUUUUUUUCCCUGAGUUAUUUUUUUCUUUUCGGAGGAGUCUUGUUUUUGAUGUAAAAACUUAAUUAGCAUAAAUUGUGGUUGGGAUUGCAGCACUGAAUAGACAAUUCAGAGUGCUAUAGUCUUGUUUAAUGGAAGAAUAAAUUUCUGUCAGAGGCAAAAA
Vicugna pacos (alpaca) is the source of this 1755-nucleotide messenger RNA. It is a transcript of the gene GDF9, whose product is annotated as growth differentiation factor 9. The record is from RefSeq and is a predicted model, not a curated record. Gene Ontology annotation, molecular function: cytokine activity; growth factor activity. NCBI's taxonomy places the organism in Eukaryota, Metazoa, Chordata, Mammalia, Artiodactyla, Camelidae. Gene Ontology annotation, cellular component: extracellular region.